AUGAAUAUGGAUUGGAUGGGUGAUCGCGGCUUGAACGACUACCUCACUGAAGAUAUCAUCAAGAAGAACCCUAACAUAGCCACUUACAAGGCUGCAUCAUUGGAAGCACGUCAGGAAAUUCUAAGUCGUGAGGUUGCCAAGCUAGGUGAAGAAGCAGCCUUGAAGGCUAUAACUGAAUGGGGCCAGCCUAUAUCUAAGAUCACAGACCUUAUAUUUUGUACAUCUUCGGGAGUAAAUAUGCCCGGCGCAGAUCAUCAACUUAUCAAGCUCCUUGGUCUUCAACCCUCUGUAAAAAGAUUCAUGUUGUAUCACCAAGGUUGCUUUGCAGGCGCAGCAUCCCUUCGUGUGGCCAAAGAUGUAGAAAACAAUGCUGAUUCUUGGGUUCUUAUUGUUUGCUCCGAAAACAUGGCUUCGAGUUUCCAUGCACCUUCAGAUACCCACUUGGAUAUUCUAGUGGGAUCUGCGAUUUUCGCAGACGGCGCUGCAGCAGUAAUCGUAGGUGCAGAUCCUGAUGUGACUACUGAGCGUCCGUUGUUUCAUAUUGUGCCAUCGUCUCAGACAAUUAUUCCAGAUUCGGAGAAUGGAAUAGUAGGUGAGACUCGCGAAAUGGGCGUAUCUUAUUACUUGUGUAGAAGUGUGCCCCAAGUUAUUGCAGACUAUAUCGUGGAAUGGAUUACUGAAACACUUGGAAUUAUUAAGGAUUGGAACACAUUGUUUUACAUCGUUCACCCUGGUGGUCCAACCGUCCUUAAGGGGCUGGAAGAGAAACUUGGUCUGGAAGAACAGAAGCUUAGAGCAAGCCGUCAUGUGCUGAGUGAAUAUGGUAACAUGUGGAGUCCAAGUGUGCAAUUUAUUCUCGAUGAAAUGAGGAAAACAUCUAUGGAGGAAGGAAAGGCCACCACUGGAGACCGAUUGGAUCUGGGUAUCAUGUUUGGGUUUGGCCCUGUUUAACUAUGGAGACUGUUAUUCUGCGUAGUGUUGUUGUUGUUCGAGGGUAAUUAUUAGUAGCUUAUACUAAUUAAUUGCCUUGAGCUAUGAACUUGUUUUCACUUUACUUUAUCCUAAUUUCUGUUUGCUUUGGGUUUCAUCCUCUCACUCUCAUUUCUAUUUAUAUUGGGAGGAUGGAACUGUGUGAUAUUUAAGUGUGUAACUUCUGUUGUGUAUUGCUGUAUUGUGAUGAUCAAUAAGUACAAGUA
Messenger RNA from Hevea brasiliensis (rubber tree), 1196 nucleotides. RefSeq names its product chalcone synthase 1-like. Bases 1 to 951 code for a protein of 316 amino acids. Gene Ontology annotation, molecular function: acyltransferase activity, transferring groups other than amino-acyl groups. The transcript has 2 exons. The record is from RefSeq and is a predicted model, not a curated record. Gene Ontology annotation, biological process: polyketide biosynthetic process. Lineage: Eukaryota; Viridiplantae; Streptophyta; Magnoliopsida; Malpighiales; Euphorbiaceae.